This is a messenger RNA of Necator americanus (New World hookworm), 1593 nucleotides long. RefSeq lists its product as uncharacterized. Gene Ontology annotation, biological process: intracellular transport. The coding region runs from base 1 to 1593 and encodes 530 amino acids. The record is from RefSeq and is a predicted model, not a curated record. The transcript has 19 exons. Lineage: Eukaryota; Metazoa; Nematoda; Chromadorea; Rhabditida; Ancylostomatidae.
AUGCGACUCUUGAUAGCUCCGUUCAUCUUUGCUGAGCGGAUAAUCGGAAUGGCAGCUGACGAAAUCAAGCAAACGUCAGAACAACAGAUGCGAACACUGCAGUUCAAUGACAAGGUGUCACGGUUAAAUAGGGAAUUCAUUCGACAACUGCAAGAAUGGUACAAACAAUGCGCUCACUAUGAUUUCUCCAAUUCUGUCAAGUCGUAUUUGGAACAUAUGAAAAAAUUGGACGAGAUGUAUUCCGGAAAGCCGUCAGCAGGUCCGGAAACCCCUGCUGCAUCGACAUCAACGCGAACUAUCGCCAAGGCCAAACGUCGGCUGGAUGGACCAAAGGACAAUAAGCUUAACGACUCCGUCAAAGUAUCCACACCAUCAGGUGCACCACCAAGGUUUAGCUUGGGAGGGGAUGUUUCUGUAAUAAAACCGAACCUAGACGUUACGUUGACAGCACCAUCUCCAAAGGUGGGUGAGUCCACAGGCACAUCGUUAAAUGGUGGUGGUGGAGGCGGACGAAAAAGAGCGAUUCGCGGUGGCGGACCUGCCGGUGGAUCAGAAACUGUUGUUUUUCGUGGCACUGAUUCGUCAGGCGUCUCUUCUGUUGCUGCUACAAUUCCCACGACGACCCUACCAAAACCAACUCCAGGUUUCUGGUCCAGUCAAAAAAAGGACGUGGAUACUAACGAAUCGUCUAAACCUGCAUUUAGCUUUGGUGCUGCUAAAUUGGACAAAAAAGAUCAGGAUAAGAACUUUUUAACUGUUCCACCAACAUCAUUUGGCAAUGGGAAACCGCUAUCCUUCGGAGCCAAAAAGGACGACGACAAGGUAACAACAUCGUCAGAGUCGUUCGGCGACAAAAAUAAGGACGAGGAGAGUUCAGAAAAGAAGCCAGUGCUGACGUUCCCAAAAUUUGGGGCUAGUGAUGGAGAAGGUUCGGGAAAAAAAUCGUCCGUGACGUUCCCGACAUUUGGCGCAAAGAAGGAUGAUAGCAAUGGAGAGAAAAAACCUACAUUAGUUUUCCCUACAUUUGGCAUCACGAAAGAUAAGGAAAAGGAAGGAGAAAAUAAGCCUGCUCUCACUUUCCCAUCUUUCGGUGCUACAACAACUACGGAUUCGUCAUCAUCUGGUGGGCUAAAGUUCUCAUUUGGCGCGUUGCCAAAGUCGAGCACCGAAGGUGCAGAGGAGAAAGGAGAAGAGGAAGGGGAAUAUGUGCCGCCAAAAGUGGAAGUGGUUGAAACAGAAGAACCGGGAGCAACGUUCUCUUCGAAAUGUUCGGUCUUCAAACUUAUCGAUAAGCAGUACACCAAAAUGGGCGUAGGAAUGCUACAUUUGAAGGAGACUGAUGGAAAGAAGAGCGUUUUGGUACGAGCUGCCACAGCUAUAGGUACUGUAUGGGUAAACGCCCUUAUGAACAAGACAAUGAAAGUGGCGAAAGCAGAUGAAAAGGGCGAAAAGCUCAGGCUAACGUGUCCAGCAAGCGAGACGGAGAUCAGCACGUAUGUAAUACGGUUCCCAUCGGUGAAGGAGGCUACAAAAUUGUUCAGUGCGUGUAUUUUCCAAUGUGCGACAAUGCUCAGUUCGCAGUUCCGAUUGUGA